Messenger RNA from Eufriesea mexicana, 675 nucleotides. RefSeq lists its product as uncharacterized. The transcript has 2 exons. Bases 253 to 675 code for a protein of 140 amino acids. The record is from RefSeq and is a predicted model, not a curated record. NCBI's taxonomy places the organism in Eukaryota, Metazoa, Arthropoda, Insecta, Hymenoptera, Apidae.
AGCGGCGCAUUUUCGAGGAAUCUUGACAGAAAAGUCGAAGAAAACCGGUGGAGACACGGGAAGAUCAUUCGUUCGGGGAGCUGCGAACGCACGGCGAGGAGGAAAACACGCUGGCAUACGUUGGAAUUCGGCUGCCUGAAGGGGAAAUCCGUGGCGGUUUCGAAGGUUCCGAAGGUUUGGAAGGGAGGCAGAACGGAGCGCGAGAGUGUUUCCUUUGCGAGUUGAUUGGUCGAAACAGAAGAAGUCUUCGAGAUGCUGGCAGCUUCGAUCUGUCGCGAAGUUCACUUCACAGUGUUGUCCAGCACGACGAUGGCCUCGCGCGUUCCACGUUGCUUGUUCGGCAAGCCGAAUUCGAGGGAAACCGUGGAGAUGCUGCACGAGGCCCUGGACGCGGAGAGAAGCAAAUUCGCGAAGCGAUGGGGCGUCGAUCCGCGAUCCGAGGACAAGGAGAACAGUUACCAGAGGAAGCACCACGACAAAUACGAGCAGUCGCCGAAGAAACGGAGUAAUCCGUAUUCCAGGCAAACCAGUAUACACGAUUACUGGCGAGCUCGGAAGGUAUGCGAGGUGAAUAAGAAGCCCCUUGCCUCCUCGGCGGACGCCACGAAGCAGCAGAGCGAGGCGUCGAAAUCCUCGAAGACGAUGAAGUCAUCGAAGAAGGCAGCGCAGAAUUGA